Molecule: messenger RNA, 989 nt
Organism: Ectocarpus sp. CCAP 1310/34
Lineage: Eukaryota; Phaeophyceae; Ectocarpales; Ectocarpaceae
Source: the annotation of a GenBank genome assembly
CCAUUCUGAGAACGACAGGGGUAUCGCCUGUUUCUCCGUGCGCUCCUUCCUGAUCGCUUUUGUGCGCGGCAGUGCCGUGCGCCACGUGUCCUGGGCCGGUAAGCCGGAUCCACCGUUGGUAGACGAAGAAAGGUUGCACCCGUGGGCGUCUUUUAUGAGGUUCGUGGCGGAGGCGCCGAUACCAUUCCCUCCGUGGUCUGCGUCUACCAAGCAGCUUAUCAACGUCGUGCAACACGGCAUCUCUUCUCACAUGUACUCGGAGGCUCUACCCGCCGACCUCGAGGAAGUCUUCGCCCACGUCUCUCAUGAGCUGCGCACCCCCUUUCACGGAGUCAUGGGCUCGCUUGAGAUGCUGAAAGAUGGGAUGGUCACCAUGGGGUUAGAGCAAAGGAUGACCAUCGUCGACUCCGCCAUCGAGUGUGGCAAUUCCAUCAUGUCCACACUGAGCGACAUCUUGGACAUAGCAAAGGACCGCAACAACACCAAGCUAAACUGCACGACAUUUGCUGCGUGGACCCCGAUCCUAGAGACGAUGUCGGCUAUGAACCAAUUCGCCACCCGUAAGACUAUCGAGCUCAGCAAGAAGGUUGAGCAGACCGUGGGCGAGCUGGCAGUCACGGGGGACGAGAGGCGCAUCAAACACAUCGUCCAGAACUUGGUCAACAACGCCAUCAAAUUCACCCCAACGGGGGGGAAGGUUGAGGUCUCUCCUCGUGUUCGAUGCCCCGGAAAAGGUGCAGGCUUGGUGGGACGAGCAGGCCGCCCGGUUCGAAAGUAGGUGCUGGAAAGGUGUCGGUGUGAUAAAUGACCGCGGCAACGAUGCGGGGGGGGACGGUGAAGGUAAGACGGGGGACUCUCUAAGACGUUGGGUCGUGUACAGCGUGGAAGACACCGGUGUUGGCGUCUCUCGUGGAGACAUACUGGUUCUCACGUCGGCCUACCGGCAGCUCUCGCAUGGCGCCUCAAAGGAGUACGCAGGGACCGGCCUU